CUGUCAACUCCUCAACUACCCCCCUUCAGUCGCGCUAUAACGCUUUACCAUCCACACCUGCUAUCCAUCCAAAGAUGAAGACGCCCUCCCUCCUCCUCUUCUCCCUCUUCCUCCUCACCGCCGCUGCCGCCGCCGCCUUCGCGGCCCGCGAUUUCCAAGCCGAGCUUUCCAAGAACAAGGGGCGCGGCGGCGGCGGAGGAGGCGGCGGUGGCUUCGCGGGCAGCAUCCCUGGAUUCGGCUCCGUCCCUGGUGGGGUCUUCGGCCCCGGAAACGGCGGCGGCGGCGGCGGGGGGUUCAACAUCCCCGGCAUGGGCGGCGGGUGGGGCGCGGGUUACGGCGGCCCUUCCGGCGGGUACUCCCGCGGCGGCGUGGUGCGGCCCUCCGUCGUCUGCUCCGACCGCGGACCAUGCUACAAGAAGCGGCUGACCUGCCCGGCCAAGUGCUUCAGCUCCUACAGCCACUCCGGAAAGGGGUACGGCGGCGGCGGCGGAGGCGGCGGCUGCACCAUCGACUGCAAGAAACGAUGCGUCGCGUACUGUUGACGGGGUUGCUUCUCGAUCGCCACGUGUCUCUUGCCCUCUCCGCACUGCAGUAGUCUAAAAAUGUAUUAUUUGCGUCAGACUGGUAAUUAACGUUGUUAAUUUUGAGCUUAUCUUACUUUAUCACUUCUAGAAUACGUAGACGUGUGUAUUCUUUAUAUGAAUAAAGAGGGCGAUAUAUUAUAUUA
Zingiber officinale is the source of this 727-nucleotide messenger RNA. Its product is annotated as glycine-rich cell wall structural protein 2-like. Lineage: Eukaryota; Viridiplantae; Streptophyta; Magnoliopsida; Zingiberales; Zingiberaceae. The transcript has a single exon. Bases 75 to 542 code for a protein of 155 amino acids. The record is from RefSeq and is a predicted model, not a curated record.